Molecule: messenger RNA, 1519 nt
Organism: Daphnia magna
Lineage: Eukaryota; Metazoa; Arthropoda; Branchiopoda; Diplostraca; Daphniidae
Product: failed axon connections homolog
Exons: 10
Coding region: 281-1168 (295 amino acids)
Cellular component (GO): cytoplasm
Source: RefSeq, a predicted model, not a curated record
GGUUUUUUUUUUUUUUAUCACUACCUAGUCGUUUGCAAGUUGACACGUUAUUUUCAAGCAUGUGACGUGCGAAAAUUGCGUUGAAAUCUUUUUGUCGAAAAAAGUGGCAGUAUUUCUUUAGGCAACGGGCUUAGAUAGCAGAUUUAUACAUUUCAGUGCAUCACUUUCUAUUUUUAUUAUCAACCAGAUAAUGAAAUGAGAGUAACCUCUGACCUUAUUGGCUUUCGUCCAAUUUCAAGAUUGUUUGCUCCGCCAUUUUUGCCCGUGUAAGUCUGCCGGAAUGCUGGAACAAGCCAUCGAAUCGUUGACUGCCAUUUGGAAAAAUGAACGUGGUCUGAUUGUUGCAAGUGCAGGCGUGGCUGCAAGUCUUUACUUUUUGGCCAGCAAAAUUUACGCCGUUCGCGAGAAAUCUCAGCUGAGGAAGAAAUGGAAUUCAGCGCCGAAGGAUGUGGUCAUCCUGCACCAACUUCCCAGAGGCAAAUUCACCCCAAGCAUUUCACCAUUCCCACUGAAAUUGGAAACGUAUCUACGCAUGGCCGGCAUCCGUUACGAGAAUGAUUUUACUGAGCCAAAAAGUCUGGAAAAUAAAACUCCUUGGAUAACACUGAAUGGAGAAGAUGUUGCAGACUCGCAAAUUUGUCUGGAACUUUUAGCCGACAAGUUCCAAAAGGACUUUAGUUGCCAUUUGUCUCCUGAAGAGAAAGCGACGGCCAGAGCUUUUCAAAUAAUGGCCGAAGACCAUUUCUAUUGGACGGGAGUUUUAUGGCGAUGGGUCUACACGAAAGGAAAGACCCUUCGCCAGAUCCACGCCACUUUUGCUCCACCUUUAAGUUUGAAAAUACCGCUAGUAUGCAGACGAAUGAAAAGUCAGGCAAUUGGACAAGGAUUGGGUCGUCACGCUGAAAAAGACGUGAUAGAAAUGGGAAUAAAAGACCUGCGAGCCAUGUCGCAUUAUUUAGGGAAUAAAUCAUAUUUCAUGGGUGAAGAACCUACCGAGUUGGACUGCGCAAUGUUUGGAAUGCUGGCGCAGUUGGUUUGGAACAUGCCGGGAUCUCCAUUCGAACGUCUUCUGAACAGUGAACUGCCGAAUCUGAAACGCUUUUGCGAGAGGAUGAAGGAUCGAUUCUGGUCAGAUUGGGAUCAAUGCCUCUUGCCUGUCCCUCUCUGAACAUUGACGUUCCGGAGGUCGUAUUCGAUGGACACCCGACGUUUGGAGAAGACGAGAGAAUGUUUCGAUCCGCUGCUUCUGAUUACCUCAACAGAUGGCGAACGUACCAAUCGUCCUAUGUGUCAAAUUUGUUUUUUGAAAACUCGAUUAUGUUAGCAUUCAUUCACCCAAAUAUAACACACCUCCAUAAUUUUCAGAACUGUGUUAUGUAACUGUUGUGGAUCUGGAGACUGUGAUUGGCGGAACCGGAAACUCUAAUCAAAAGCACAAAUCAGUCUCGACUCCAAUUUCGUCUAGUAGGCUUAUGCUCAGUUUCAGUCAUUUGUGAAAAUAUAACCCAAACUGAAAUAA